AUGGCACCUAAUCUUCAGCCACUAUUACUCUUCAUCGCAUGUUUUGGGGUCUUCACUUCUAUUGUUCUUGCAAAAACAGAAAGCCAAGACGUGUCGGCUCUUAAUGAUGCUUAUAAGAGCAUGAACUCUCCAUCAAAACUCAAUGGUUGGUCUUCAAGUGGAGGUGAUCCUUGUGGUGACUCAUGGGAUGGCAUUACUUGCAAGGGCUCUUCUGUUACUGAAAUAAAGGUGUCAGGACGUGGACUUAGUGGAUCUUUAGGGUACCAGCUUGCAAACUUGAAAUCACUCACUUACCUUGAUGUAAGCAAGAAUAAUCUUAACGGAAACUUACCCUAUCAGCUUCCGGAGAAUCUUGUUUAUCUAGAUACCUCUGAGAAUGACUUUAACAGUAAUGUGCCAUAUUCUGUAUCUCUCAUGAACGACCUCACUUACCUGAACUUUGGUCGUAACAACCUCAAUGGUGAACUUAGUGACAUGUUUCAAAAGCUUUCAAAACUUGAAACAAUUGAUCUAUCUUCAAAUCAACUCACAGGAAAGUUACCACAGAGUUUUGCCAAUCUAACUGGACUUAAAACACUGCAUUUGCAAGAAAACCAAUUCAAAGGGUCUAUAAAUGCACUCAGGGACCUCCCUCAAAUAGAUGAUGUAAACGUUGCAAACAAUCAAUUUACUGGUUGGAUACCAAACGAGCUGAAGAGCAUUAGCAACCUUGAAACUGGAGGAAACCGUUGGUCAAGCAGUAGAGCACCCUCACCACCUCCAGGGACUCGCCGUGUAGACAGAAACUCUGGAGGCGUUGGAGUAAACAACAAGGCUCUGACCACAGGACUUAUAGUAGCAGUAUCUACUAUAGGUGGACUCCUUUUCACUGCAGGAGUGAUUGCAUUGUUCGCUAGAAGAAAGAACUCUCAUCAUUCUUCUCACUUUUUCGACGAAGAGAAAGGAGGAGGAACCAACAGAAGCAAACCACUCUUCACACCACAACCCUCUCAGAUGCUUCAUUUUGACUCUACGGAUGACUUAAAAGGACAAAAGACAGUUGAUUCUAACACUUUGACAGAGACAAAGCCUUCUUCUGUUAACAGAACAUCUUCUGUCAGUUUCAAGAACACUCCUAUUUUUCAUCUCAUACCUUCUUAUCAAGUGGUUGCAACACCUGAUCGUUUCUUCAAGCCAGAAGUUAAAGUGUUUACCCUCACGGAGUUGCAGAACUCUGCGUCUUGUUUCUCACCGAAUCGCCUUAUUGGCCAAGGAACUCUUGGACGUGUUUAUAAAGCUAAAUAUGAAGAUGGAAGGAAAUAUGCAGUGAAAGAGAUUGAUUCUUCACUAUUAGGAAAAGGGAAUCAAGAAGAGUUUUCACACAUAGUGUCAAACAUCUCGAGCAUUCACCACCAGAAUAUAGCAGAGCUUGUUGGUUAUUGUUCAGAACAAGGAAGGAACAUGCUUGUUUAUGAUUAUUUCACAAGUGGUUCCCUUAACAGAUUUCUUCACCAGACUGAUGGUUUCAGCAGACCAUUAACUUGGAACACAAGAAUCCGAAUCGCUCUUGGAACUGCUCAAGCUAUAGAGUACCUUCAUGAAGUUUGUUCACCUCCAUUAGUUCACAAGAACAUCAAGUCAUCAAACAUUUUACUAGACAGUGAGCUAACUCCUCAUCUCUCAGACUAUGGCUUGGCAAACUUUCACCAUCGGACAAGUCGGAAUCUUGGAGUUGGAUACAAUGCUCCAGAAUGCGCAGAUCCCAAGGCUUACACAUUAAAGAGCGAUGUCUACAGCUUUGGUGUGGUGAUGCUGGAGCUACUAACUGGUCGAAUGCCUUAUGACAGUGAUAGGCCGAAAGCAGAACAGUCUUUAGUUCUUUGGGUAAAGCCAAAGCUUAAAGAUAUGGACACUCUGGAGGAGAUGGUUGAUCCUGCUUUGUGUGGACUCUACGCUCCAGAAUCUAUCUCGGCAUUCGCUGAUAUAGUUUCCAUCUGUGUAAUGUCGGAGCCGGGGCUUAGGCCACCAAUGUCAAAUGUGGUGGAGUCAUUGAAGAGACUAGUGUAGUCUAGUAGUGCAUCAAGUUGUGUAUGCCCUAGAGAAGAAAAGGAGAGUAAUAACUCUUUGGGAGAUUGAGGCUGGAAACCUGAGAAACUUAUGAUCAAACUCAAGAUGAAGAAGCUAUUGGAUUCAGGUUUGUAUAGAGAGAUUGGUGGAGGAAAAGAGAGAGGCAUAGAUUGUAUUAUUUGUUUUUUUUUUCUGUUUCAGAUCAUAUGAUGUUUAACAUGUAGGUUAUUUUCUUAUACAUUGAGAAAAGGAAAAAGAAAAAACUUAGUGUCACCAAUAACACUAGAUUUGAGUGAGAAUGUGAGAAU
This is a messenger RNA of Eruca vesicaria subsp. sativa (arugula), 2354 nucleotides long. Lineage: Eukaryota; Viridiplantae; Streptophyta; Magnoliopsida; Brassicales; Brassicaceae. The record is from the annotation of a GenBank genome assembly.